GACACGCACCAGCCAGUCGAUUACUACUACUAGUACGUGCAAACAAUGGAACUAUUAUUUUAUUGGGCCUGCUUAAGCAAAUAGUUAUAGUAAACAUAUGUGCGUGUAUUGUUUAACUUUCAGGUAACUUGGCCUUAAUCAUUGGUUUGUCGGCUGCAAGUGGCCCAUUCAUUCUACUUUUGGUUCUUUGCAUACUCGUAUUGUCAAGUGAUUUUCAGGAACAAAAGCUGAGGAUGUUGAGACGGAAGUUCUUAACUCAAAUCCGUGAACAACUGCUGAAGCAGUUGGUAUCUCAUAGGGCAGACAUCGCAGAGAGGAUGCUCAUUUCGUUAGAAGAGCUACAGAAGGCUACCAACAAUUUUGAUCAAGCUCGAAGGCUUGGUGGUGGAGGGCAUGGCACUGUCUACAAAGGGAUCUUGUCAGACUUGCAUGUUGUGGCUAUAAAGAAGUCAAAUAUUGUUGUCAAAAGAGAAACUGUCGAGUUCAUCAAUGAAGUUGCGAUACUCUCACAGAUCAACCAUAGGAAUAUUGUAAAGCUUCGUGGGUGUUGCCUCGAGAUAGAAGUCCCUUUAUUGGCAUACGAGUUCAUUUCCAAUGGAACACUUAGUGAUCAUCUUCACACGGAAGAACCAAGAUCGUUAACUUGGAAAGAUAGGUUAAGGAUCACAACCGAAACAUGCAAAGCUCUUGCAUACCUUCACUCUGUUGUUUCAGUGCCCGUAAUACAUAGAGAUAUCAAGCCUUCCAACAUACUUCUUGAUGAUGCCUUGACAGCAAGAGUGUCAGACUUUGGAGCUUCAAGGUACAUUGCCAUGAAUCAAACAGGAACAACAACUGCAGUGCAAGGAACUAUAGGUUACUUGGAUCCUACAUAUUAUUAUAGCAGACGCCUCACAGAAAGUAGUGAUGUUUAUAGCUUUGGAGUUCUUCUUAUUGAAUUGCUUACUAGGAGGAAGCCAUCUUUGUAUAGAUCCAAUGAAGGCGUUGGGCUUGUCAUAGAUCCAAUGAACCGGGACUAA
Molecule: messenger RNA, 1019 nt
Organism: Triticum dicoccoides
Lineage: Eukaryota; Viridiplantae; Streptophyta; Magnoliopsida; Poales; Poaceae
Product: putative wall-associated receptor kinase-like 16
Exons: 1
Coding region: 234-1019 (261 amino acids)
Biological process (GO): cell surface receptor signaling pathway; protein phosphorylation
Cellular component (GO): plasma membrane
Molecular function (GO): protein serine/threonine kinase activity; ATP binding
Source: RefSeq, a predicted model, not a curated record